GCCACACUACCCACUUCUCUGUCUUGCCACGUCCCAUCGCAGCAUUGACAACCGCCUACCCAUCCUACACGAAGAAGAGCACCAAUAUCGGCUUUUGGAGUAAAUCCUUUAGGGCAAACGAUGGGGGCUGGAUUGAAGAUCGAGAGGGAGAGCGGGCCGCACGCCAAGAAGAGGAGAGAAGGGGAGAUCUGCGGCGGCGACCGCGACGAGGACAAGCAGAUGGUUUCCGUUGGCAGCAACUGCGGCAUCAUCGCUUUGGAGGCGCUGGACUGCACCGUCUGCAACCACCCCCUCCGGCCACCAAUCUUGCAGUGCGCCACUGGGCAUGUGAUUUGUAUGUCCUGCCAUCGCAAGCUCCGGAACAAGGACAGGUGCUACGUGUGCUCCAUUACUGGCGGCUAUCAACGCUGCAUCGUGCUCGAGAAAAUCCUGGAGUCUGUCCAGAUCCCUUGCUCCAAUACCAUGUACGGUUGCACCGUCAAGACACAUUACCUCGAGGGAGCAGAUCAUGACAAGUCGUGCCCAUGUGCACCGUGCUUCUGCCCUGAUCCUAGUUGUCACUUUACUGGCUCAACCGCAGAGCUCCUUGACCAUCUCACCCAUACGGACAACUGGCCGGCAACUGAGUUCGAGUGCGGACAGCGUUUUGACCUGCAGAUCCAGGAAGGAAUGCACGUUCUCUACACAAGGGAGGAUGGCACCCUGUUGCUGGUAAAAUUCACGCCGGUGCCGCCUUUCGGCAAUGCCGUCUCCAUCAUGUGUGUUGAUCCUCAUGCCGUGGCGGGGGACCGCAAGUUCAGGUGCCUGGUUGGUUCCAACUGCAGCACCGAUAGUUGGCGUUCAGAUUUCCGUACCAUAAGCACCAAUCUGUCCAACGACUUGCCGACGGAGGAUGGCAGCUACUCAUUGGUUGUGCCGACUCUUUCUUGUUACAGCGGCAUCAAUGUCACUAUCUCAAAGGUUACGGUGCUGUAGUCGGGGAGCUCUUCGCCACUCACGCUGACAGGUUGUGUGCUACGUGAGGAUUGUUUCCUCAGUUCAUCACUUGUUGAGCGUUUUAUUAUCCAGCCUCGAGGCUUUAGUACUUUGGUUGUGUGCAUCUUCGGCUGCAGAGAUUCUACUUGUGCCUUAAGUUAUCUAUGUGUUUGAAUUGCAUGCUGCAAUCUGAAGCCAUGGUUGAUCUGCAUUAUACUGCCAGUAACAAACUGCAAUCAAAUCACGUCUCUUGGACAAUUAGCAGCUACAUUGUUAUUUAAUGCUCAUUCCAGAUUGGUUGCUGCUCUAAACUCUGCAUAUGUAAUGUCUUCGUUUUGCUCGUGCUGUUAGCUAGAAUGGCUGCUUUAAUAUAGAUGCAGACAUUUCACUGUC
This is a messenger RNA of Lolium perenne, 1368 nucleotides long. Its product is annotated as putative E3 ubiquitin-protein ligase SINA-like 6. NCBI's taxonomy places the organism in Eukaryota, Viridiplantae, Streptophyta, Magnoliopsida, Poales, Poaceae. Gene Ontology annotation, molecular function: zinc ion binding. The record is from RefSeq and is a predicted model, not a curated record.